AUGGGGGCCACGAGACUCUCUCAUAAUGACUACGCUGUUGCCUGGGUUUGCGCAUUGCCGCUGGAGAUGACAGCUGCAAAGGUCAUGCUCAAGGAGACACAUGAAUCCCUUCCUCAACCGCCGACUGAUCCCAAUGCCUAUACACUUGGCUCAAUGAGUGGCCAUAAUAUAGUUAUUGCCUGCCUACCGUCUGGCGUCUAUGGGACAACAUCUGCUACGGCGGUUGUAGCUAAGAUGCACUCAACAUUUCCCUCCCUAAAAUUUGCCUUGAUGGUGGGUAUCGGAGGUGGCGUACCCAGCACAAGCACCGAUGUUCGCCUUGGGGAUGUGGUAGUUAGUACACCGUCCAAUACUUCCAGUGGCGUGAUACAGUAUGAUUACGGGAAGACACUGCCUGAUGGACGCCUUCAGCGCACCGGCUGCCUCAACAAGCCCCCGCAAGUAUUGCUAAACGCUGUGUCUCAAAUACGCAGUGAUCACAUGCUCAGAGAGACAGAUGUUGAAGAGACUAUUUCCAAUACGCUAAACACGUAUGAACAAUUGAAAAAAGAAUUCUCCCGACCUGAGAGAGACUGGCUUUUCAGCGCAGAUUAUGUGCAUCCCAACAAUAACCCUGAUUGCUCGGUGUGUGACCAGAGCCGAUUAGUGAAACGCGCAUUACGAACAUCUCACAAGCUUCAAAUUCAUUACGGUUUAAUCGCAUCUGGAAACCAAGUCAUGAAGGACGCUAAGACGCGAGACUCUAUUGCCGAAGCAUCGAAUAUUCUCUGCUUUGAAAUGGAGGCGGCUGGACUUAUGGAUCAGCUCCAUUGUUUGGUGAUCCGAGGUAUCUGCGAUUACUGUGAUUCUCACAAGAACAAAGAAUGGCAAGGGUACGCAGCCCUGGCUGCCGCUGCUUAUUCUCAGCUGCUCUUGACAGUUGUCCCUCAUCAAGAGAAUGACAGCCCGAGAUAUGAUGCAAAGGUUCAGCUGAAUGAAAGAUUAAAAGCAAGGCAGAUGGAUAUCCUGAAGAAGCUUAAUGUGUCGCCAUAUCGAGAUCAAAAGGACCGUAAUCCUGAUCGAAUACCAGGGACUUGCCAGUGGUUUGUUAACCAUACAAUCUUUCAAGACUGGCAAGCAAGCCAGACAUCACGAAUGCUUUGGAUCUCCGCAAAUCCUGGAUGUGGAAAGUCUGUACUUGCCAAAUACCUCGCAGAUUCCAUUCUCUCAAAAGGCGUGUCUCAAACAGUUGGAUACUUCUUCUUUAAAGAUGACUUUGAAGAACAAAAAAGUAUCACAAAUGCGCUAUGUUGCAUCCUUCACCAGCUCUUUAGCCAGAAUCGUGACCUGCUUACCGAAACCCUCAUCGAGCAAUUUGAAAUGAAUGAAAGGAUUACCAACUCGUUCAGUGAACUUUGGAGCAUCCUUAUCAGUUCCGCGAAAGAAAAGCAUGCUGGAGAAAUUAUAUGCCUUUUGGACGCCUUAGAUGAAUGUGAACAACAUGGAUGGUCCCAAUUUACGGAAGCCUUGCGCAGGCUUUAUACAGAUGAGACUCGGCAUAAUUUCACUCUGAAAUUCCUGAUUACUAGUCGCCCCUAUGGUCGUAUCCGGCGGGGCUUUCAGCCUCUUGACAUACCUGGACAGCCUAUCAUUCAUCUUAGUGGCGAAAGUGAUGUCGAGAUGGAGAAGAUUUCCCAAGAGAUUGUUAUUUUUAUUGAAGCAAGGGUCAAGGAAGUAAAGGCUCGACUACGGCUCACAGAAGAUGAGCAGAAUCUCUUGCUUCAAAAUCUUACUCGUGUUCCCAACAGAACAUAUCUCUGGGUCUAUCUGACCUUGAACUUAAUUGAGAACAAGGACGACAUUGACAAAAGAGGGAUAGUGGAGGUUACCUCAAACCUCCCACAGUCCGUUGAUGAGGCUUAUGAGCAAAUCCUAUCAAGGAGCACAGAUUCUCAAAAAGCCAAGAAAUUACUUCAUAUUGUGGUUGGAGCAGCGCGACCAUUGAACCUGCAGGAGAUGAACCUCGCCCUGGUCCUGAGAAAGGGUCACCAAUCUUAUGCCGACCUCGCUCUCGGACCAGACGACCGUUUUCGCGAAAUCAUGCAAGGCCUAUGCGGACUCUUUGUCACCAUUAUAGAUUCCAAAAUUUAUCUACUUCACCAAACGGCAAGGGAAUUUUUGCUUCAAGAUACUCUCGAGAAGAAACCUGGUGCUGUUGAAAGAAGAUUUAAAUGGAGGCAUUCCUUAAGGUUGCAAGAAUCGCACAGUAUCCUCGCAAUGAUCUGUAUCCAACUCUUACUCUUCACCGAGUUUGAGAAGGCCCAAAUACUUACAGGUGAUAUACGCAGACUCACCGACAGCUACGUCUUUUUUGACUACACUGCUAGAUACUGGACAGCUCAUCUUUUGGAGUCAGAUCUCAAGACUGAUGCCAUGUUACAAUCCCUGCUUAUGAUUUGUGAUGCAAGUACAGCUCGCUGCAAAGUCUGGUUCCGGAUUUAUUGGUCUUCUAUGAACAUAGACUUUCCCACUGGUUUCUCUACUCUUAUGGUUGCAUCAUAUUUCGGCCUUACUCCUAUUGUUGAACACUUGGUCAAAAAGGGUGGAAUUGAUCUGGACGCCAAAGACGAUGUGCACGGCCGAUCGGCCCUAUCUUGGGCAGCGGGAAAUGGCCAUAGUGCUAUCGUGAAACUCUUGACGAAAAGGUCCUUGAAAAAGCUCUUGAAGAAGAGGACUCAUGUUGAUUCAGGAGAUAAGCACAACCGGACUCCACUUUCGUGGGCUGUCUUGAAUGGGCAUGUGGAGGCAGUCAGCCUGUUACUCAAAGCAGGAGCUACAGUUAACACGACGGACGACAUUGGCGGGACGCCAAUUUUUUAUGCCAUUUGUAGUGAGUCUACUGGAAUAGUAACGCUUCUGAUGAAGCAAGAAACCCAGAUUCUGUCCACGGAUGAUAUGCAAAAAGAGCUUCUACUUUCAGCUGCAAAAGAAGGACAUGAGCCGGUGGUGAAGCUCCUACUGGAGAAAGAUGCGGACGUGGAGUCCAAGGAUAGCCAAUACGGUCGGACACUGCUCUCAUGGGCGGCCGAGAACGGCCACAAAGCAGUGGUGAAGCUGCUGCUUGAGAAGGAUGCGGAUGUGGAGUGCAAGGAUAGCCAAUAUGGUCGAACGCCGCUCUUAUGGGCGGCUGAGAAUGGCCACGAACCGGUGGUAGGGCUUCUGCUUGAGGAGACUGGUCUAGAGUCCAAAGUGCAGGAUAUACAAAAGUUCCGGGAUAUAGUUGGAGUUGUUGUUCUUCUUCACAGCCCGCUCUCGGUUGAUGCGCUGGCACGCUUCCUUGACAUCUCCCCACAUCAUAUUAUUGAUCAACUACAAUCACUUGAUUCACUUCGCACAAUUUUCAACAUGCCAACUGAUCCUGAUGAGAUACUUCAGUUUCUUCAUUUACAUUUCCGAUCUUUUCUCCUCAACACCGAAACUGCCCUCCGAGUGGAGAAGCGUGAGAUACACCAGAAAAUACUUGUACGAUGUCUACGCAUCAUGGACAACUUCCUCAAGCAGAAUAUCUGCGGUUUACCGAGCUAUGCAGCAGGACGCAAGGAUAUCAAUGAUGAGACUAUUGAUCAGUGCCUUCCGGAACAUCUGCAAUACUCAUGUUGCCAUUGGGUAUAUCAUUUGAAGCAGAGCGAUGAGCCUGUUAAUGAUGAAGUGUGUGGUUUUCUGGAGAAGCACCUCCUUCAUUGGCUGGAAACUAUGAGCAUAAUGGGGAUGGUGCUCGAGACUGUUGGUAUCUUAAAUACAUUAAUGGCAGUGCUAAUGCUUUAUUAUUCCGGAAUUGCGUUUGCGCCUGAAGGGUCAGUAAUUAGAAAAGAAUUUGAAGAAAAACCUCUCAGGUUGAUGGCUGCCUUGCCAACAACAAAGCAAUCAUGGAGCGCACUUUUGCAGACGCUCGAGGGCCAUUCCAAUCGGGUUAACACUGUAGUCUUCUCUCCAGACGGCCAGAUAGUGGCCUCGGGCUCCAGGGAUCAAACUGUUAGGCUCUGGGAUGCUAAGACUGGAAAAGAACUCCAGAUGCUCCAUGGCCAUACAGAAUCAGUUACUAAUGUGGCCUUCUCUCCGGACGGCCAGAUAGUGGCCUCAGGCUCCCUUGAUGGAACCAUUCAGAUCUGGGAUACUAAGUCUGGAAAAGAACUGCAGACGCCCCAGCACUAUAUAGGUAUAAAGGACACUAUGGCCUUCUCCCCAGACGGCCAGAUAGUGGCAUCAGUCUCCUAUGAUGAAUCCAUUCGGCUCUGGGAAGCCAAGACUGGAAGAGAGCUCCAGAAGCUCCAGGGCCAUUCAGAUUGGGUUAACACUGUGGCCUUCUCUCCAGACAGCCAAAUAGUGGCCUCAGGCUCUGAUGAUAAAACUAUUCAGCUCUGGGAUGUCAAGACUGGAAGACAGUACCAAACACUCCGGGGCCAUUCAGGGCGGGUUAAAACAGUAGUCUUCUCUCCAGAUGGCCAGAUGGUAGCCUCAGGCUCUGAUGACUCCAUUCGGCUCUGGGAUGUUAAGACUGGAAGACAGUAUCAGACACUUCGGGGCCAUUCAGGUCGGCUUAAAACUGUGGCCUUCUCUCCUGAUGGCCAGAUGGUAGCCUCAGGCUUCAAUGAUGACUCCAUCCAGCUCUGGGAUGCUAAGACUGGAAGAGAACUCCAGAGGCUCUGGGGCUAUUCAAGUUUAAGUAACAUGGUUUUCUCUCCAGAUGGCCAGAUACUGGCCUCAGGCUCUCAUGAUGAAACUAUCCAGCUCUGGGAUACUAAGACUGGAAAAGACCUUCAGGUGCUCCAGGCUUCAGAUUGGGUUAGCACUGUGGCCUUUUCACCAGACAGUCAGAUAGUGGCCUCAGGCUCCAAUGGUGGAACUGUUCAGCUCUGGGAUGCCAAGUCUGGAAGAGAAUCCCAGAUGCCCCAGGGCCAUUCAGAUUUAGUUAAUACUAUGGUCUUCUCUCCAGACGGCCAGAUACUGGCCUCAGGCUCUUGUGAUGAAACAAUCAGGCUCUGGGAUGCCAAGACUGGAGCACUGCGCGAAGUUCUGCAUGCAAAGAUGGCAAUCGGUUCAAUAAGGUUCUCAACGCAAGGACCAUACUUGGAAACUGACAAUGGCUCCUUUAGGAUUCAGCCCUUCAAUAGUGACCAUCACCCAGCUUCAGAUGAGCACAACCCUCAGAUAUCCUUAGUAGAGGACUGGGUGGUCCUUGGAGGUGUAAAAGUAUUGUGGCUCCCGUUUGAGUAUCGUCAGCCAAGUUGCUCGGCUAUCAAAGAUCGAGCUCUUGCUCUUGGCUAUCCUGACGGGCGAGUUUGUAUUCUGCAAUUCCAUAGGGAACAUCCAUCCCUACAUUAA
This is a messenger RNA of Aspergillus viridinutans, 5361 nucleotides long. RefSeq lists its product as uncharacterized. The transcript is spliced from 2 exons. The record is from RefSeq and is a predicted model, not a curated record. Gene Ontology annotation, molecular function: catalytic activity; protein binding. The coding region runs from base 1 to 5361 and encodes 1786 amino acids. NCBI's taxonomy places the organism in Eukaryota, Fungi, Ascomycota, Eurotiomycetes, Eurotiales, Aspergillaceae. Gene Ontology annotation, biological process: nucleoside metabolic process.